Messenger RNA from Panthera uncia (snow leopard), 2866 nucleotides. It is a transcript of the gene JMJD7, whose product is annotated as jumonji domain containing 7. The record is from RefSeq and is a predicted model, not a curated record. The coding region runs from base 23 to 973 and encodes 316 amino acids. The transcript is spliced from 8 exons. Lineage: Eukaryota; Metazoa; Chordata; Mammalia; Carnivora; Felidae. Gene Ontology annotation, molecular function: 2-oxoglutarate-dependent dioxygenase activity.
GCCGCAGAGCGGCGGCGGCGUCAUGGCGGAGGCGGCUUUGGACGCGGUGCGGAGGGAGUUACGAGAAUUCCCGGCCGCCGCCAGGGAGCUCAGUGUGCCUCUUGCUGUGCCUUACCUGGAUGAGCCCCCCACUCCACUCCACUUCUAUCGGGACUGGGUCUGCCCCAAUAGGCCUUGCAUCAUCCGCAACGCCCUGCAGCACUGGCCAGCUUUGCAGAAGUGGUCCUUCCCAUAUCUCAGAGCCACAGUGGGCUCAAUAGAGGUGAGUGUGGCUGUGACCCCUGAUGGUUAUGCGGAUGCUGUACGAGGGGAUCGCUUUAUGAUGCCUGCUGAGCGUCGCCUGUCCCUGAGCUACGUGCUGGAUGUGCUAGAGGGCCAGACCCAGCACCCAGGAGUCCUCUACGUGCAGAAGCAGUGCUCCAACCUGCUCACCGAGCUGCCCCAGCUACUGCCUGAUCUAGAGUCCCACGUGCCCUGGGCCUCCGAGGCACUGGGAAAGAUGCCUGAUGCUGUAAACUUCUGGCUGGGGGAUGUGGCUGCAGUGACAUCCUUACAUAAGGACCACUAUGAGAACCUCUACUGCGUGGUCUCUGGAGAGAAACACUUCCUGCUACAUCCACCCAGUGACCGGCCCUUCAUCCCCUAUGAGCUAUACACACCAGCAACCUACCACCUCACUGAAGAGGGCUCCUUUAAAGUGGUGGAUGAAGAGGCCAUGGAGAAGGUACCCUGGAUCCCACUGGACCCAUUGGCUCCAGAUCUGGCCCGGUACCCCAGUUACAGUCAGGCCCGGGCCCUUUGCUGCACCGUACAGGCCGGUGAGAUGCUCUAUCUGCCGGCCCUGUGGUUCCACCACGUCCAGCAGUCCCAUGGCUGCAUUGCUGUGAACUACUGGUAUGACAUGGAGUAUGACCUUAAGUACAGUUACUUCCAGCUGCUUGACUCCCUCACUAAGGCCUCAGGCCUCGACUGAUGGAACCCUGGUGAACGUUGCCAACGACAAGUGGUGGAAAAGGUCGUGUCCCUCCCAGGCCAAGUCACUUCCAGAGGCAAACUGGAGUCAGAGUCUGCUGACUCCUGGCCCAGCUCAGCUUGGAAUCUGCAUUGGAGGAUUUGGGUGAUCUGGAGGUCCAGGAGGUGCCAGGCAGGUCUGGGUGUGAGCUCCCAGGAAGUUACCACACAGGUGAGGCAGCUGCCUGUACUGGAGGAGGAGUGGGACUUCUGGUGCAGCCUCUUACCAGCACCGUGGGCGACUUAUCACCUUGGAGCAUUGGUGUCCUGUCUGUAAAACAGAGACAAUGAUGGGUCCUACCCCAUGGGGUGUUGUGAGGCUUGGAGAGAGAUCUUUAAGGACCAUAAGGGGCUGGCACAGAAGAAGUGUUCAAUAAAAGGUGGCUUUGAUUCAUGUGUGCUGAGACUCCCUCUUGAAGUUGCCUUCUGUGGUCUGGUGAGGGCUGGAAGGUUCAGGUAAACAUUUCAAGGUGACCCUGAUUGGGGGUGAGGCCUGGGUCCAGGCUUGGGACUGAGGACCUCUGCUGCCAACUCCCAUGAUAGCCACUGCAGCCCCUCUCAGGGCAAGCGGUUCUCAUUUUAACUCUGGUGCAGACCUCCCUGUCUCGGCCUCUAAAGCUGUGCCUAGCUUUGCUCUGGCCUUGUUUGCUCUCCUCCACCUCCAGGGAAGCUGUUGGGGUCUGGUGCCGAGGGUCACCCCUGUUUCUUCCACAACAAGCAUAGGUAGGAGGGGACAGAAACCCCUGCCCAUCCCCGCCACAGGGUCUCCACACACUCAAGACUCCCUCCCUCCCUGCACCAACCCAGACCUGGAAGAGCCCCUUUCCCGGAGAGCCACUCAGAGGCCUCAUCAUCCUAGCCACCCAGUGCCGAGGGUGGAGGCAGCCAGGCACGGGGCUUGGGAGGGCUCUUUCGUGAAACAAACCGUGCCCCUGCCAGGCGGUGAUAGACCUGGGGCACCCGCUUCACAUUAGCCAAGUGCUUCAGUCAGGGCCGGGCAUUCCUGUCCUACAGGCACCGGAGGUUGUGAAAGACCCUGUGACAGGGGACAAGGCUUAUCCAUUUGGUGCUGCCCUGGGUCCACUCCCUGCUUUCCAGAUGUCAGUGGCCCUUCUAGGUCCAGGCACAAGAGCAGGGUUGGGUGGGGUAGGUGCUGAUGGUAACGCCUAGAGGGAAUGGGUCUUCAUGGGUGGUAGGCCCCCAUUACAGGGGCCAUGUAGGUUUAAGGUUCCUCAUUUCCUUGACAGGUGGCUUGUCCUGGAGUGAGUGUGAGGCUUGGGUGGAGCGGAGGCGGUUGGGAGGGACCAGGGAGGAGCUUGGGGCCAACUGGCACAUUGUUGGCUCUGCGUUAAAAAGCCGACAGUCUUCGGUCCUGCGCCCACUGCCUGUCAUUUGUGGCUCUUGAGGACUGUCUGUCUCAUGGCUCUGGUAAGACCUCCUGGGGCCCUGGGCCCCCAGGCUGACCUUUGUUCCCUCUGGGGUCUGGUUAAUGCUGAUUCUUAAGAGGAGCUGUGGGUUUCCCCAGGUGUAGAGAGGGGACUUUGCCAGACUUGGUCCAGGGUGGUGAGCAGAAGCCAGGGAACGGGCCGGAUCUUGGGAUAAGGGUCAUCCUGAGUUCUUCCUGCCCUAGAGAUGGGCUCCAGGCAGAGUUCUCAGGGCCAUGGAUUUGGGCUACUGUCCUGGGGUCCCAGAAGGAAGUGGCUGCUCAGGUGCUCUUGACUCAGUUGCUUGGAGGGUAGGGGCCCCAGGGCAGACACUGACAGAUGAGCUUCCCCGGCUCUGCCCUUCAACUCCAUCCAUCAAGACCCUUCUGAGGCAGGGCUGAAGGCCAGGAUUAGUUGGCACAGGCUUUCCU